This is a messenger RNA of Vicia villosa (hairy vetch), 846 nucleotides long. Its product is annotated as B3 domain-containing protein At4g01580-like. Gene Ontology annotation, molecular function: DNA binding. NCBI's taxonomy places the organism in Eukaryota, Viridiplantae, Streptophyta, Magnoliopsida, Fabales, Fabaceae. The record is from RefSeq and is a predicted model, not a curated record. The transcript has 5 exons. Bases 1 to 846 code for a protein of 281 amino acids.
AUGGGUAGUGAUUUUCCUCCGAUUCAUUUUUUCAAGAUAAUAGUUAGCGAAAGUCUUGAUCAAGGAAAGCUUAUGAUACCAAGAAAGUUUGUGAAGAAAUAUGGAGAAUAUCUUCCAAAAGCUAUAUGCCUAAAGACUCCCAAUGGUGCAGAUUGGAAACUAAGAGCCCUAAGUUUGGUAAAAAGUGAUGGCAAGAUAUGGUUUGAAAAUGGUUGGAAAGAAUUUGUAGACUAUCAUUCUCUAUCUCAUGGCCAUCUUCUUGUUUUCAAAUAUGAAAAAACUACCCAUUUUGAGGUAACAAUCUUUGCUAAGAGUGGUUUAGAGAUAAGCUAUCCUUUCAAAAGAGUUGAAGUCAACAAUGAAAAAGAUUGUAGAGCAAGUCAAAAGAGAAAAGCAUACUCCUCCUUUGAAAUUGGAGGCACUAGUUAUGUCAAAAAGCGCAAAGGAAAACAUGUGAAUGCAACACUUGAAAGAGCAAAAUCAUUAAAAACAUGUAAUCCAUUCUUUGUUCUUGUCAUGCAUGCUUCAUACAUUGAACACCAUUCUGGUUUGAAUAUACCUUCUGAAUUUGGUAGGAAACACUUUGAUUUGGAUAAGAAGAAGGGAGAAAUUUAUUUUCAGGUGUUGGAUAAUGAUAGAGUCUGGUCUGCAAAGUACUCAAUCGGGAUGAAAUUGGACACUACACAAGUAAGAUUUCAACUCUCAAGGAAAUGGAGGGAAUUUGUAAAAGACAAUAACUUAAAAGUUGGUGAUGUUUGCAACUUUGAGCUCAUUCAUAAAACUAAUAUGACUUUUCAAGUUCACAUUGUUAGAAAGACUGAUGAAGUGAACGUCAACGUCUCAUAG